This is a messenger RNA of Sitodiplosis mosellana (orange wheat blossom midge), 510 nucleotides long. RefSeq lists its product as uncharacterized. The transcript has 2 exons. Lineage: Eukaryota; Metazoa; Arthropoda; Insecta; Diptera; Cecidomyiidae. The record is from RefSeq and is a predicted model, not a curated record. The coding region runs from base 67 to 411 and encodes 114 amino acids.
CGAAAAUUCAGUUCAAGUUCAGAGUUGAGUUUUCUCCUAUAAAAAUCAAAGUGAGAACGAUUCAAAAUGAAGUUCGCCGUGUUCGUGAUAUUGGCCUGUUUGAGCGUUGCUCUCGGUAGCAUAGUAAAUCCACUGAAGAUUACAACCUGGGGACGAAUCACUUCCAUUACGCUAGGCACCAAGAAUGUUGUGGUUACACCAUCCAUUUUGCGAAUCAAAACUUUUAAAUUCACGUUCCCCGAGGGUCAGGGAACCAACACAAUUUUCGGAAUCCAACACUUUGACUUCCAAUCCCACCCAGUGUCAGUUCGAUUCUUGAAAGGAGGCAUCGGCCAACGUAAUGUCACUCUUCAAAUUGAUUCACAACGCGGCCAUGGAAUCAACUCCAUUUUCAUUUUUUACACCAACUAAUCGCGAUCAUUCAAUGGCAGUGAAAAUGUAUGAGAUUUAUUAGAACAACAACAAUCGAAUGAAUUUAAUAAAAAAAAUUACAUGUGAAAAAACGUUUGG